This is a messenger RNA of Octopus bimaculoides (California two-spot octopus), 693 nucleotides long. RefSeq lists its product as uncharacterized. Gene Ontology annotation, molecular function: nucleic acid binding. The record is from RefSeq and is a predicted model, not a curated record. NCBI's taxonomy places the organism in Eukaryota, Metazoa, Mollusca, Cephalopoda, Octopoda, Octopodidae.
AUGUGGCCAUGUGGGGGCGGUGGCCCAAAACGUUUCAGAACCUCUGGAUUAGAACCAUAUGAACUGAAGUGCUUUGCUCAAGAACACAACGCAUCGCCCCAUCGAGUUAAUGUCAAUCCCAGAACAUCUGCCAGGUAUGUCCACAAACGUGGGUACUAUGGCAGACCUGCAAGAAACAAGCUACUUCUUCGACCAGCCAAUUUUAAGCGGAGAAAAGAUUCUCUGACAGGGUUCGAGUUUGGGUCUGGUGACUGUGAUCAAGAAUUUGAAGUGAAAAUAUUGCAGCCAACAAUGAAGCGCUGUAGCUAUUCUGUGAUGGUUCGGGGUGCAAUUUCGAGCAAUGGUCAAUCAGAGCUGGUGAAUUGUGUGGGAAAUAUAAACUCAGAUAAAUAUGUGUACAUAUUGCGGAAAGGACUACUAAUAUCCUCCAGUGAUGAUAUGGUUAAAGAAGGCUCUCUAUUUAUGUCAUCUUGUCACAUGGCUAAAAAGACCCGAGAUUGGUUGGAAUGGAAUGGAAUCGAAAAACUUCCAUGGCCGAGCCAAUUACAUUAUAUGGUCCCUAUUAAAGGUCUCUGGAGUAUAAUGGAUAAGAGACUUCGUAAAAAGAACAAGGAAAUAUCAAACAUCCUCCAAUUUUACAUUAAAUAUCAUACUUUCAUUAAAAACAUACGACAGAAGGCAUUUCCAUUAUGA